AUGGACGCCGAGGGACGGCUGGCGCCUGUUGCGCCGCCAGCGGAACCUAUUCAGGCACAGCAACGAAAUGGCGCCACGGCUGCUGCGAAACGAAGGGAGGCGGUCGGGACGAUUGUACAGUCGAGUUAUAUCGAGUAUGACUUCUCAAAGAUGAAGGACUCGAAAGCUGGUUUUAUGGUGGAUGAAGCGACGGGUGAUGCACAGCAGGAAGAUCGUGCAGCGCAACUUCAGCGGUUACGAGAUGAGGCGAAGCGCUAUGAUCCGCCACUUGCAUUGGAUGAUGGAUCAGGUACAACAAAGCAGGCGCGUUGCUUUGAGUGCAACACCGUGGAGCUUGAUUUUCAAUUCUUCAAUGUCUUCAAAGCGCGGGUUUGUCAUACCUGCAAAAACAAGCUACCCGACAAGUACUCCCUCUUGACGAAGACCGAGUGUAAGCAAGAUUACUUACUGACAGAUCCAGAGCUUCGAGAUGUGGAGCUCAUGCCUCAUCUUCUCAAGCCUAAUCCGCACAAUACGACAUACUCCAGCAUGAUGCUGUACCUGCGCUACCAAGUCGAAGAGUUUGCCUACAAGAAGUGGGGUUCUCCCGAGAAGCUCGACGAGGAGUUUGAGCGUCGUACAGAAGAGAAGAAGGUUAAAAAGGACAAGGCAUUUGAAUUGAAGCUCAAGGAACUGCGUAAACGAACACGCGUAGCCAAAUUCAGUAAGAGCGCAAGUCGUCGGCUGGAAGCGAAGCAUGAGCAUGUCUUUGGUGCAGAGGUCGAGGAUCCAACGACUGGCAUGACAGUGCGGACAUGUGCAGAGUGUGGGCUCGAAAGUGAAGAGCUUGUCAUGUAA
Protomyces lactucae-debilis is the source of this 837-nucleotide messenger RNA. Its product is annotated as XPA protein C-terminus-domain-containing protein. Gene Ontology annotation, molecular function: damaged DNA binding. Gene Ontology annotation, cellular component: nucleotide-excision repair factor 1 complex. The coding region runs from base 1 to 837 and encodes 278 amino acids. Gene Ontology annotation, biological process: nucleotide-excision repair, DNA damage recognition; UV-damage excision repair; base-excision repair. NCBI's taxonomy places the organism in Eukaryota, Fungi, Ascomycota, Taphrinomycetes, Taphrinales, Protomycetaceae. The transcript has a single exon. The record is from RefSeq and is a predicted model, not a curated record.